AUGCAGGCUCCUCACCUGUCAGCCGCGCCGGCUCCAGCGCUCGCGUCUCGCCCUCGCGUCCCCCGCCCUCGUUCCUCGCCGGCCGGGGACGGCGGCGGCCCGGUCACCAUGAUACAUUUCAUAUUGCUCUUCAGUCGACAAGGGAAAUUACGGCUGCAGAAAUGGUAUACUACUCUCCCUGACAAGGAAAGGAAAAAGAUCACGCGCGAAAUUGUUCAGAUUAUUCUCUCCCGUGGUCAGAGAACAAGCAGUUUCGUUGACUGGAAGGAGCUAAAACUUGUUUAUAAAAGGUAUGCUAGUUUAUAUUUUUGCUGUGCAGUAGAAAAUCAGGACAAUGAGCUCUUGACCCUAGAGAUUGUGCAUCGUUAUGUGGAGUUGCUGGACAAAUACUUUGGAAAUGUCUGUGAGCUAGACAUUAUCUUUAAUUUUGAAAAGGCUUAUUUUAUCCUGGAUGAAUUUAUCAUCGGUGGAGAAAUUCAGGAAACAUCCAAAAAAUCUGCCGUCAAAGCCAUCGAGGAUUCUGAUAUGUUACAGGAGACAAUGGAAGAAUACAUGAACAAGCCUACCUUUUAA
Messenger RNA from Rangifer tarandus platyrhynchus (Svalbard reindeer), 573 nucleotides. The record is from the annotation of a GenBank genome assembly. Lineage: Eukaryota; Metazoa; Chordata; Mammalia; Artiodactyla; Cervidae.